AUGGAUCCAUUCGUUUUGUCGCGUAAUGCUUUCAAUGUCUAUUGCUCCGAAUAUGCUAAUACCAAUUCAUCUACUACUGUGACUAAUAAUAAUAAUAACAAUCAAUCAACAAUUGAUGCAAAUCAUCUCUCAGUAUAUCAACCAGAAAAAGUAAAUCAAAAUAAUUUAUAUUAUGAGAAAGCUAUUCAUACAUUAAAUCAACGAUAUGAAUAUUUUUUACAAACACUCGAUCGAUUACAAAUAUCAUUUGGACAAAUAGCUAACAUAAUAUCACACAACAAUCGUAAUAUUAAUUCACUGACCAAUAAUGAUAGAGAAACUUCCAAAUCAUCAUUUUCUACUAAUAAACGAAACAAUAAGAAACAUUUACAUCAAUCAAUUAAACAUCGUAUGCCAAAACUAUAUAUCACAGUUUCUUGUGCUGAACAUCGUACACAGCAACAACCUAGUCUUAAGAUAAACUAA
This is a messenger RNA of Rotaria sp. Silwood2, 465 nucleotides long. Lineage: Eukaryota; Metazoa; Rotifera; Eurotatoria; Philodinida; Philodinidae. The record is from the annotation of a GenBank genome assembly.